GGCUUGCAGCAGCGCCAUUUACUCCAAGACCAUCACCACCAUCAAUUCGCAGCAAUGAUACGAUCAGCCUUCGCCGAGUCGUCCACUCGCGCACUCAAGCGCAGCCUCGUCGCUACCACCACUCCUCGACCACAAGCUGUCCUCAGCCGCGCCUUCACCUCCUCCUCCUCCUCAGCCACCGCCACCGCCGAAGCGCAAUCUCUCGCCUCGUCAAUCUACACUUCCCCCCCACUUCACCCAACAGCCGCCACGUCCACGACUCCCUCCCUACCAGCGCACCAUCGAGCCACCCUUGCAUCACUUCUGCGCGUGGAUCAUUCAGGGGAAAUAGCAGCCAAUACAAUCUACGCGGCGCAAGCCUACAUAUUCUCUUCCCCGCUGCGCAACGAUGCUACGGCGAAGGAUCUGACGCUAGAGAUGUGGGAGUCAGAGAAGAAGCAUCUCAAGGUCGCCGAGAUGCUGUUGCGCCAGCAUAGGGUCAGACCUAGUGCGCUCAAUCCGGUGUGGGGGGCUUUGGGCAGUCUGUUGGGAGGAGUCACAGCAGCCAUGGGUCGGGAGGCGGCUAUGGCUUGUACAGAGGCGGUAGAGACUGUCAUUGGGGAGCAUUACGACGACCAGAUCCGGCACAUCGACGAAGUGCUUGCUUCAUUCAAGCCGGAGGUAAAAGAGGACCUGCCAGAGUCCGCUGCGGCAGCUAGCUCUGCUACCGCGUCGGCGCCGGUCAACGACGCGGCUACUGCAGAGGCUCUCAAGUCUAUUGAGACGUUGCGUGGCCUCUUAGAGGAGUUCAGGGAUGACGAGUUGGAGCACCUGGACACCGCUGUCGAACACGAUGCGCAGCAGGCUCCGGCGCACGCCCUCUUGAGCGCGGUGAUUCAGGCGGGAUGUAAAGGGGCGAUUGAGGUAGCCAAGAGAAUCUGAUGCGCAACAAUGAAGGGCCAAAUAGUGAAGAGGGUAUCAUUGGGAUAGUAGGGAAGGGACGAGAGGCGGACAAUGCAAUGUAAUCUACACCCGCAAUCCAAUGUACAUAUACGCACACCUUGCAGCUCGAGGGUCAUCGAUAUAUGGCGACGAUGAGCGCCGCAGUGAG
Jaminaea rosea is the source of this 1090-nucleotide messenger RNA. Its product is annotated as COQ7-domain-containing protein. The coding region runs from base 55 to 921 and encodes 288 amino acids. Gene Ontology annotation, cellular component: mitochondrial inner membrane. Gene Ontology annotation, molecular function: 3-demethoxyubiquinol 3-hydroxylase activity. Gene Ontology annotation, biological process: ubiquinone biosynthetic process. The transcript has a single exon. The record is from RefSeq and is a predicted model, not a curated record. NCBI's taxonomy places the organism in Eukaryota, Fungi, Basidiomycota, Exobasidiomycetes, Microstromatales.